Mandrillus leucophaeus (drill) is the source of this 2834-nucleotide messenger RNA. RefSeq names its product ST3 beta-galactoside alpha-2,3-sialyltransferase 6 (gene ST3GAL6). Lineage: Eukaryota; Metazoa; Chordata; Mammalia; Primates; Cercopithecidae. The record is from RefSeq and is a predicted model, not a curated record. The coding region runs from base 635 to 1372 and encodes 245 amino acids. Gene Ontology annotation, molecular function: beta-galactoside alpha-2,3-sialyltransferase activity. Gene Ontology annotation, biological process: glycolipid biosynthetic process. The transcript has 11 exons.
AAACCUUCUGCUGAGCCUUGUGUCACAGUCAGUCCGCGGCGCGACACACCUCAGUAUUUACUUCUGCCGCCUGCCAGCCGGGCGGGGAAGGGGAGUACCCGCACCCCUCACUUUAGCUCCUGCAGCUUUCCAAACAAACCAGGGCGGGAUGGGAGUGUCUUCUUGGCUGUGGAAAUCGAUCCUCCUACCUUGUCCUGAAGCCACCCGCCGCCUUUCCCUGUCCCUCCCUUCGCGGUGAUUUUCCGGUCCCAGCGCCCGGCGAGGGCGCGCGGCUGGUGUCCGCCCCGCCCGAAAGGUGAGCCAGCCAUGAGAGGGUAUCUCGUGGCCAUAUUCCUGAGUGCUGUCUUCCUCUAUUAUGUACUGCAUUGUAUAUUAUGGGGAACGAAUGUCUAUUGGGUGGCACCUGUGGAAAUGAAACGGAGAAAUAAGAUCCAGCCUUGUUUAUCAAAGCCAGCUUUUGCCUCUCUGCUGAGUCAGAACUCUGCAUAUAUUUUAAGAAAAGGCAUUGAGGAACUCAAUCAAACCAGUAUUCUUUUCACACAGGUUUCAUCAGUUUCACCCUUUUCUGUGUGCAGCUGAUUUUAGAAAGAUUGCUUCCUUGUAUGGUAGCGAUAAGUUUGAUUUGCCCUAUGGGAUGAGAACAUCAGCGGAAUAUUUUCGACUUGCUCUUUCAAAACUGCAGAGUUGUGAUCUCUUUGAUGAGUUUGACAACAUACCCUGUAAAAAGUGUGUGGUGGUUGGUAAUGGAGGAGUUUUGAAGAAUAAGACAUUAGGAGAAAAAAUCGACUCCUAUGAUGUAAUAAUAAGAAUGAAUAAUGGUCCUGUUUUAGGACACGAAGAAGAAGUUGGGAGAAGGACAACCUUCCGACUUUUUUAUCCAGAAUCUGUUUUUUCAGAUCCCAUUCACAAUGACCCUAAUACGACAGUGAUUCUCACUGCUUUUAAGCCACAUGAUUUAAGGUGGCUGUUGGAAUUGUUGAUGGGUGACAAAAUAAACACUAAUGGUUUUUGGAAGAAACCAGCCUUAAACCUGAUUUAUAAACCUUAUCAAAUCCGAAUAUUAGAUCCUUUCAUUAUCAGAACAGCAGCUUAUGAACUGCUUCAUUUUCCAAAAGUGUUUCCCAAAAAUCAGAAACCUAAACACCCAACAACAGGAAUUAUUGCCAUCACAUUGGCAUUUUACAUAUGUCACGAAGUUCACCUAGCUGGUUUUAAAUACAACUUUUCUGACCUCAAGAGUCCUUUGCACUACUAUGGGAAUGCCACCAUGUCUUUGAUGAAUAAGAACGCGUAUCACAAUGUGACUGCAGAGCAGCUCUUUUUGAAGGACAUUAUAGAAAAAAACCUGGUAAUCAACUUGACUCAAGACUGACUCUACAGACUCGGAAGAUGAUGCUAACAGUGUUAGUUUUAUUUUUGUACUGCAAUUUUUAGUUUAAAAUAUGUUGGAUGCACUCGUCAAAUAAUUAUGUUUAUUGUCUGUUGCUGCCUGGUGAUUCAUAACCACCAGCUUAAUUUCUGUGAAUACUGUAUAUUUAACUUAUGAAAACCAAGAAAGGUUAAGAUAUCGGGAAAAUAAGUUUUGAUUGCAUUGUUUUUAAAAUAAGCUAGUUUUCUGAGGUGUUUUUACACGUCUUUUUAUAGUAACUUCAUCUUAGAUUUUUGAAGGGAUAUGACUUCCUACUAAGGAUUUCGUUUACCACAACAAUUCUGACUGGAGUAAGACAUUUUGAGAAGUAUAUUUGGCUACUGUAAACAUGGCUCGUGGAAAAUCACAUGAUGUGGCUUGAUGUGGCGAGCUGAAACCACUCGGCUCUGGAAAUCUAAGUUCAUACUGGUUUAAACUCUCCCCUGACAACCCCAGAAUUAAAUGAACCAUGAUUGUGAAGAGUAAUUGGGUACAAUUAAGGCAGUGUUUUUAAGUUAAAGGAAAUAGGCUAAACAUAAAGUUCUAGAUAAGUAAAUAACUAAAGAAUACAAUUACUAAAGUCUGAUGGCUUUGUAUUAUUUUAAAGAAAUGAAGUUUAACUUUAUACAAUGAAGCUAAGCUAGGCAAGCUCAAGAAGGAAAAAAAAAUCUUGAACAUUAUUUUUUUUUGCCUGACUUAUUAAAUUUUGAAGGUUUUCCACUUGAAGUAAAUUAGGAAAGGUACGUAAGAUAACAGAACAAGUAAACACUUAAGAAAAGUCAAGCUGAGGCCGGGCAUGGUGGCUCACACCUGUAAUCCUAACACUUUGGGAGGCUGAGGGAGGCAGCUGGAUUGCCUGAACUCAGGAGUUCAAGACCAGCCUGGCCAACAUGGUGUGAAACCUCAUCUCUACUAAAAUACAAAAAAAUUAGCUGGGUGUCAUGGUACGCACUAUAGUCCCAGCUACUUGGGAGGCUGAGGCAUGAGAAUUGCUUGAGCCUGGUAGGCAGAGGUUGCAGUGAGCCGAGACUGCGCCACUACACUCCAGCCUCAGUGACAGUGAGACUGUCUUCCAAAAAAAAUAAAAAGUGAAGUUGGCAUUUUUGGAUUUAAAUGGUAAAAAAAGAAAAUCUCAUUUUCCCAUGAUUAAAGCUAAUCUUCAGAUGGAAAGCUUGCCUGGCUACCUAGGGUGCACCAGAGAAUCUGAUCCAAUGCAAGCCAGUCAAGCCUACAAAUGUGGUGAGGUAGUCUCCCUUCCUGUAUUUUAAUAAAUGUAACCAAAGGCCAUCUGGAGGUGGGGGAAUGAAAGGUGAAGGAACAGAAUAGAGGUUAUAAGGAUGGAACUAAAAGUUGUCAGAAGAGGUAUGAGCUGAAGAAAGAAUUACUCUGUUUUGAACAAUAAAUACAAUUGGAAAACACUGGAAAA